Molecule: messenger RNA, 1668 nt
Organism: Pipistrellus nathusii (Nathusius's pipistrelle)
Lineage: Eukaryota; Metazoa; Chordata; Mammalia; Chiroptera; Vespertilionidae
Source: the annotation of a GenBank genome assembly
AUGCAAAGUUGUGAAUCCAGUGGCGACAGUGCGGAUGACCCUCUCAGUCGUGGCCUGCGGAGAAGGGGACAGCCUCGCGUGGUAGUGAUCGGUGCCGGUUUGGCUGGCCUGGCUGCAGCCAAAGCCCUUCUGGAGCAGGGCUUCACGGAUGUCACUGUGCUUGAGGCUUCUAGCCGCAUUGGAGGCCGUGUGGAGAGUGUGAAACUCGGACACGCGACCUUUGAGCUGGGAGCCACCUGGAUCCAUGGAUCCCAGGGGAACCCCAUCUAUCAUCUAGCAGAAGCCAAUGGCCUCCUGGAAGAGACAACGGACGGGGAGCGCAGCGUGGGCCGCAUCAGCCUCUACUCCAAGAAUGGCGUGGCCUGCUACCUUACCAACCGUGGCCGCAGGGUCCCCAAGGACGUGGUUGAGGAAUUCAGCGAUUUAUACAACGAGGUCUAUAACUUGACCCAGGAGUUCUUCCGGCACGGUAAACCAGUCAAUGCUGAGAGUCAGAACAGCGUGGGGGUGUUCACCCGGGAGGAGGUGCGCAACCGCAUCAGGAAUGACCCUGAGGACACGGAGGCCACCAAGCGCCUGAAGCUCGCCAUGAUCCAGCAGUACCUGAAGGUGGAGAGCUGCGAGAGCAGCUCGCACAGCAUGGACGAGGUGUCCCUGAGCGCCUUCGGGGAGUGGACGGAGAUCCCGGGCGCCCACCACAUCAUCCCCUCCGGCUUCAUGCGGGUUGUGGAGCUGCUGGCCGAAGGCAUCCCGGCCCACGUUAUCCAGCUGGGCAAGGCCGUCCGCUGCGUGCACUGGGACCAGGCCUUGGGCCGCCCCCGGGGCCCCGAGAUCGAGCCCCGCGGAGAGGGUGACCACAACCAGGACGCGGGCGAGGGCGGCCCGGGCGGCGGGGAGCCGCAGGGGCGCGGGCCGGACGAGGACGCGCGCUGGCCGGUGCUGGUGGAGUGCGAGGACUGCGAGGUGAUCCCGGCGGACCACGUCAUCGUGACCGUGUCGCUGGGCGUGCUCAAGAAGCAGCACGCCGGCCUCUUCCGCCCGGCGCUGCCCGCCGAGAAGGUGGCCGCCAUCCACCGCCUGGGCAUCGGCACCACCGACAAGAUCUUCCUGGAGUUCGAGGAGCCCUUCUGGGGCCCCGAGUGCAACAGCCUCCAGUUCGUGUGGGAGGACGAGGCGGAGAGCCGCACCCUCACCUACCCGCCCGAGCUCUGGUACCGCAAGAUCUGCGGCUUCGACGUGCUCUACCCGCCCGAGCGCUACGGCCACGUGCUGAGCGGCUGGAUCUGCGGGGAGGAGGCCCUCGUCAUGGAGAAGUUCGACGACGAGGCGGUGGCCGAGAUCUGCACCGAGAUGCUGCGGCAGUUCACAGGGAACCCCAACAUUCCCAAGCCUCGGCGAAUCCUGCGCUCCGCCUGGGGCAGCAACCCUUACUUCCGAGGCUCCUAUUCAUAUACGCAGGUGGGCUCAACUGGGACCGACGUGGAGAAGCUGGCCAAGCCCCUGCCCUACACGGAGAGCUCCAAGACCGCGCCCAUGCAGGUGCUGUUCUCAGGUGAGGCCACCCACCGCAAGUACUACUCUACCACCCAUGGUGCUCUGCUCUCUGGACAGCGUGAAGCUGCUCGUCUCAUCGAGAUGUACAGAGACCUCUUCCAGCAGGGGACCUGA